Molecule: messenger RNA, 1628 nt
Organism: Drosophila grimshawi
Lineage: Eukaryota; Metazoa; Arthropoda; Insecta; Diptera; Drosophilidae
Product: protein draper-like
Exons: 5
Coding region: 21-1562 (513 amino acids)
Source: RefSeq, a predicted model, not a curated record
CGGACCAGAAUAUUUAGACCAUGGGCUGCACUCGAAGUCAUUUCAUUUGGGCUUAUUUGGUCCUUGCAAUUGGUUUUGUGGGUGCCAGGAGUGUUCAAUUUAAGAACACUUGUAAGAUCGAUGAGAAAUCGAGUGAUUUUAUCAACAAGGAAAUGGAAAAACUGGAUAAAAAUGUACACUCAACGCAACAACUUGCGUAUGAGUGCUGUCCCGGUUACUCUGGUCCCAUCGACAAUUGUCAACCCAUCUGCUCUGAGGGGUGCGGUGACAACGCCUACUGCAUGUCGCCGGAGAUCUGUAAGUGUUUAGAGGGUCAUGAAAAGGUCGAGGGAGGUGGAUGUGAGCAGCAGAAAGAUCUACAUUUGUGCACCGCUGAAGUUGAAGUGGAUUAUGCUGAUUAUGAGCCGCUAUCAAUGAAAUAUUUUGGACCCAUGGCUGAAGAAUAUGAAGCCCAUAAUCUCGACCUGAGUGAUGUUAUCAUUCCUAAAACAAAAACCAGGCUAGAAAACAAGACGGUUUGUUGCGAAGGCUACGAGAGAGAAGACGAGAAAUCACCCUGUGUUCUCAAGGAUCCCAAUUUGUGCACAAGAGAAGUGGAGGUAGAUUUAGUAAUGGAUGAGACAGAAAAGAAGAUUAGGCAAGAUUUGCGAGAAUCGUUUAGCAUAAUGCUUCCAACCACUAGGAUGGAAAUACAACAAGAUUGCUGCGAAGGUUACAAGCGGCAGUCGAUAUCGGAUCUAUGUCAGCCCGUGUGCAGUACCAAAUGUGUUGAGAAUAGCGUUUGCAAAAAACCCAAUACAUGUGAGUGCCUAGUUAACUACCAUAUGGGAUCAGAUGGGGAGUGCGUAAGGAAAUUCAAAGCUCACGAUCCACAUGUGUGCAGCAGGGAAGUGAACGACGAUGAGUCGGACAAGAAUAGGAUUAAAGACAGUGCCGAAUUAGAGCUGUACUGCUGUGACGGCUAUGAGCAGAAUUCGACUAGCACUCUCUGUGAGCCCAAAUGCAGCAAGGGAUGUGGUCACAAUUGCCGAUGUGUGCAGCCCGAGGUGUGUAAAUGUGAAGAAAUCAACUGCCAGUGUGAAACUGGCUAUUUUAAAGGAAAAUCUGGACUCUGUGAGCCAAUUUGUACAGCGGGUUGUCCUGCACACAGCAGCUGCAUAAGCCCAGAUAAAUGUGGGUGCCAUGAAGGUUACAAGAUCGACAACAGCGGCUGCCAGCCCAUCUGCUCGGGGGCCCAGCCAGAGCACAGCAAAUGCAUGCGACCGGGCGAAUGGGAGUGCGAUUUGGGAUAUAUUAAAGUCCCCACUGUGGAUACGCUGGCCUACUCUUGUGAACCACAUUGUAGGCAGAGCUGCUCCAAUUACGGCAAAUGUGUGAAGCCCGAUUACUGUGAGUGUCUGCCGGGCUUCGAACCAUAUGAUAAUUUCGAAGAAAUGGUCAUUGAGAGAUGCAAACCGAUUUUAAACGGGUCAGGUUUAAGUACCAAGGCAAGCACAACAGAGCACAUCUCAAAAGAUGUACCAAUUUCAUUUCGAAGCAAUAAACAUAAUUCAUUCAAUUAAAACAUAAUUAUUAUAUUUUGAACAAUUUGCAAAAAUAAACUGUCUUCGUUACUGACAUGCUCAGCA